Messenger RNA from Dissoconium aciculare CBS 342.82, 1914 nucleotides. Its product is annotated as DUF1741-domain-containing protein. Gene Ontology annotation, biological process: regulation of Golgi organization. Gene Ontology annotation, cellular component: cytosol. Lineage: Eukaryota; Fungi; Ascomycota; Dothideomycetes; Mycosphaerellales; Dissoconiaceae. The record is from RefSeq and is a predicted model, not a curated record. The coding region runs from base 1 to 1914 and encodes 637 amino acids. The transcript is spliced from 7 exons.
AUGGACAGUGCCCAGGCGAAACGCAUUGUGGCCCCUGUCACAGAGUCCGACUCUCCUCUUACUCAACAGACCAGGCCCGAUGUCUUUGAACCCAAAGUAGUCGAGCUGUACCGCAGAUUGUUCAGGGAAGUCGACGAUGACGAAAAAACCGAAGGCUUCUGGCGGACCUUCUUCCUGUUAAAACCUGAGGUUGAUGCGCUUCGAGAGAUCCUAGCUAGUACCGACGGGGAUUACCUGCUUCAUUCCCAGCACCAACCUCAACAACUACUGCUUGCAGCGGUGUCACAUAUCAAGGAAGGCGUUGCACCAUCAGACGAACAUGCUCUUGAUACCCUCACAGUUUUUUUCACGGUCAUCUUGGCCAAGAAAUUUCCAAAUACCAGCUCUGACUUGAUUGAAGUGCUAGCUGGUCUAGAUCAUGUCGAUUCGGUCUUCUCAGAGCUGGUCACCACUCUUGACAAUGCCAUCAAAGACGGUCGCACCGUCGAGGUGCGCCACAAAGCCGUCAGCACGGCCAUAGCGGUUGUUUCAGGAGGGUAUCAGACUGCUCUCGUAUCGUACUUUAUCCACCGCGACCUCUUCCCUGCUCUGAUGAAGCUGAUACAUCAGCUGGACAAUGCCCUCCAAGCUGCGAAGCCAUUACUACUGACUGGCCUGCUGGCGAACUACAAUAAGUUUGAAGUCCACAAUCAAUACCGCGUCCGUUUCGCAGACUUCGUGAAUGAGGAAACGAUGGCACGCGUCGUGCGCAGCAUCUCAUGGACUACAAUAUUGCUUCGCGAGAAGUACGUUGCAAUUCAAGACGAUGUCCCGGCGGGUUGGGCAGUGAGCAUUGGCAGUACGCUGUCAUAUGUCGGUCUUUCGUCUAUCACUGGCGCAAAGCCACCCGUGCCAGCUUUGACCGAAGAACAGCAAAAAGAAUUGUUUGCAGAACAACCGAGUUCAGAGGCGGCCAUCCUGUUGACCUUAUUCGACUUUGUGCUUGCAAACAAAUUGUUCUGCCAACAUUUCGUCACAAUGCCCGGAGAUGAAAAGGGACAGGCGACACCAUUCAGCAACUUCGUCUCUUUCUCCUCAUACCUAUGCCAGCAUGCAUAUCGCAAUUCGCGGGCUGCAUCCUACGCUUACCUGAGUAUACUUAUUCUCCUGAUACUGGUGGAAGAUGUAACGAUCAUGCGAUUGCUUUGCGAGACUUCUUCCCAGGUUCGACUGUGUCGACAGAGACCACCGUAUCUCCCUUUGGUGAAAGCUGAUCGGCCCUACAUUUCGGCGACAUUGGAUGUUCUUGUCGAUGGGCUCAACCACAAUCUGAAGAAGCGUCUAGACACGAAGUUUUACGUGCAGAUAAUCACCACCAUCACACGGACUUUGACGUUCCUCAUCAAGACCCGUAACAAGCUGUAUUAUCACUGGGCGGAACUUUGGCGAUCGUUGCUGUCAUUCACGCGCUUUCUGACGGUAUACGCCGACGACUUGAAGUCCUUAGUAGAUACCGAGGAGCUCGUCCAAAGCCUCGUCAACCUGCUUGCAUUAUCGCUAACCAAUGGCGAGACCUUCGUACCGACGGCUGGAGACUACGACGAUUUGUUCUACAAGUUGGUUGAAUCAGGCGAGGCUCUCGUCAAAUUUCGAGACGCAUAUUCUAUCAGCAGACCAGGCGACACUAGCCCGAUGAACACCCUGAUCGGAGUGUCUGAACACUACCAGGAGCUCAUUAAGGCACAAAAGGGCAAGGGUCGGCACAUCAGUCCGCGGGAAGUCACGAGAAUAAUCCAGCAGGGCUACGAAACACUGUCACUGGACAUCACCGAGGGGCUAGAUCACGUUGAGUUGUUCCGUGAAGUCGAUCACAAAACAGAGCUCAAGAAGAUUGCGCGGGUAUCCGUUGCAGAUGCCGUGACCCUGAUGACUUAA